AGUAGUGGACUGUAUAUCACUACAAUUCGAAUAAUUGAAUCUUAUUCUAUAAGUCAUGAUGACAUAAGGGAUACUGAACGAUAUAGACUUUGGCAUGAUCGACUAGGGCAUCCUGGUCGUGACAUGAUGAUUCGUAUCCUAAAAAACUCUCACGUUUCUCACCAUCAAACAUGUCCUAACCCUUCUGAAUCACCAAAAAAUCAUCACCCGGAUCUCAUGGUCUGAUCUUCAAUGGCGACUCACACUCUAGUCGCGAUCAUCAAAAACCCAGUAAACGAAGCCGAAUUUCUUCUCGUGAAACAGACCCCGCCUCCCAAAUUCAAUGACCCCGAUUACGAUUCCUUCGCCGAUUCCGACCUCUGGGACUUGCCCUCCGCUCAUCUUCUUCCCCUAACGCCGACAUCGGCGGCUGAAGUUCCCUUCCAUGCCAACCAGUGUGAGUCGGACUCUUUCGAUUUCAGAAAAUUCGACCUCAGUUCGGCUCUGAUUCUGGUUUUGGGACAAUUAGGAUUUGUCGGCGCCACAAAGGUUGAGUGGAGAUUUCACAAGUGCGUGGAAGAGCCAGAAUUCGGACCAGGGUUGCCCACAAAGAUUGUUUAUAUCAUUGGGAUCUUGGGUUGUAGAAAUGAAAAUCUCAAUGGGCUUUCUAUGUGGAUGAACAUUGAGAGGUGCCGAGGCAUGCUUAUCGAAGUAAAGCCCAACGAGGACCGUAUAGGGCAAUUCGUCACUAUGGGUCUUCUCAAUUCUUCAACAGGAUCUGGAAAUUGUAAAUUCUCUCAAACUCUAAAUUUUCAGGAAUACCUUCCUGGUUUUAACCUUGUGCCAAUGGAGAGUAGAACAAGCAAACCUUUUCGCACCACAAAUUUAAUAGUGCUUGCACCCGGAAAGAAUAUCGAUGGGUGCUCUGAUGAUAGCUUUGCUGCUCAUGGAGAAGCACUGAUAGUAGACCCAGGUUGCAAGUCUGCUUUGUAUGAUGAGCUGAAGGAGAUAGUUUCUGCAUUGCCCAGAAAGCUGGUCGUGUUUGUAACCCAUCACCAUCAUGAUCAUGUUGAUGGUCUUUCUGUGGUCCAGAAAUGCAACCCUGAUGCAUCUCUUUUAGCGCACGAAAACACCAUGCGCCGAAUCAAGAAAGGGGAUUGGUCUCUUGGUUAUGUUUCAGUAUCUGGGUCUGAGGAGAUAUGCAUUGGUGGUGAACGAUUGAAAAUCGUGUCAGCACCAGGGCAUACUGAUGGGCACUUGGCUUUACUUCAUGUGAGUUCGAACACUUUGAUCGUGGGUGACCAUUGUGUUGGCCAAGGAAGUUCUGUUUUAGACAUUACAUCUGGUGGACAUAUGGGCGAUUACUUCCAGACAACCUACAAGUUUCUGGAGCUUUCACCUCAUGCCUUGAUUCCCAUGCAUGGUAGAGUUAAUAUGUGGCCUAAACACAUGCUCUGUGGAUAUCUCAGGAACCGGAGAAAGAGAGAGUCGACAAUCUUGAAAGCAAUGGAGAAUGGAGCCAGAACACUGUUUGACAUAGUUGCUUAUACAUAUGCAGAUGUUGACCCUGGUUUCUGGAUUCAUGCUUCAUCCAAUGUAAGGCUUCAUGUGGAUCAUCUAGCCGAGCAGGAUAAGUUGCCUGACAACUUCUCAAUUCAUAAAUUUAAGAAGAGUUUUGGACUGCAUUUUCUAUUGCGACUGUUAUGGACAUAUAUAUGCAGUGCAUUGCCAAUGAAACUGCAGAGGAUGAGAAGUGCCUUUCUAUAUGGUGCUCUUGUUGCCGCCGUUGCUUGUCUGUUUGUGCUCUUGUCUAAAGCAAAGUGGCACGGGUGAAGAAGCUAAGGAACACUUUUUUUUUGUGAGUACACAAUUUGCGGAUUUCCUCCUUAUGGUUCCACCAAAUAUAUAUAGAGAGAAAGAGAGAGGGAGAAGGAAAUCUUACACCAAACAUUUGGUGUAAGAUUAUUACACAAAUUCAAUUGGGGCACCGACUUCAAAGUGAAGCACAGCGAACCCUAGGUGUGACGAUGAUGGCAAUUGGAGCGCUACAAAGUGACGCACGGCAAACCCUAGGUGUGACGAACCCUAGGUGCGACGAUGGCAGUGCACAAGCAAGGUGAAAGCCAUCUCCUCCCUUCAAUCUGUGGAUGGAACAAGCAAGGUGAAGCAUUAAAGUGAGUGAAGGUGACCCCCGUGGCAGCAGGUAAGUAUCACAUGAAUUGCUUCGGGUGGUAUUAAAGGUACGUUGCUCAGAAGAACACUACGUUGUCUGAGAAUGAAUGCUACGUUGUUUCAUAAUGAACACUACGUUAUUCGUAAAUGAUUAUUAUAAUUGUAAUGAAUAAAUGUGUAAAAAUGAGCACUACGUUGUUUCAGAAUGAACACUGAUUCAAAAUGAAAACCACGUUAUUUC
Messenger RNA from Cuscuta campestris, 2392 nucleotides. The record is from the annotation of a GenBank genome assembly. Lineage: Eukaryota; Viridiplantae; Streptophyta; Magnoliopsida; Solanales; Convolvulaceae.